Messenger RNA from Cygnus atratus (black swan), 2741 nucleotides. It is a transcript of the gene FGGY, whose product is annotated as FGGY carbohydrate kinase domain containing. Lineage: Eukaryota; Metazoa; Chordata; Aves; Anseriformes; Anatidae. The record is from RefSeq and is a predicted model, not a curated record. The transcript has 22 exons. Gene Ontology annotation, molecular function: kinase activity; phosphotransferase activity, alcohol group as acceptor. Gene Ontology annotation, biological process: carbohydrate metabolic process. Bases 949 to 2604 code for a protein of 551 amino acids.
GGGACCGGGGGAGGGGGCGGGCAGCAUGGCGGCGGCGCACGCGCGGCUCCUGGGGUGAAGCCGCGCCCUGAGGAGAAGCCGGGCGGAGGCGGGGAGAUGGCGAUGCGAGAUGAAAGCAACCAAAACUACACCUUGCAUGCCGUUGAGCCACCAUUUGCGACGAGGAGGACCGAGGGACCUGCAGAGGUCACCAUUUCUCCACCGAGGCUCUCCACCUCUCAGCGAGGAACCUCCAGCUGCGGUUACUGCCUUCUGCUGAAACUGCAUGUGCUGCAGCCGAGUUAUUUCUAGACGAUCAGUUUCCUGCAAUAUUCUAAGAAGUUCCACCAGCAUAAACAUAAAUAAGUGGAAAAGAAGAUGUAAAGAAGGAGGGAAAAGGUGGCUGCUCAAGCUGGCACCAAUGUGAAAAAAAAGUGCUUAUGUGCAUCAAGGCCUGGUGGCUGAUCUGUCCCUGCUUGCCUGGCAGCAGCAGCCCUUGCGGCACUGGUGGCCAACCCUUCAGCUCCUGCAGUCCACAAACUGGCAGUGUACCCGGUGCUCUGAGAAAUGGAGAGCUGUGCAAAGUUCCCCUCCUGUGGAGCUUACAGCCAGAAAAAUCCUCUGUGCACAACCCAGGCUGGCAGGAUGGCAGUUGAUCCGCAGUGGGAGCCCAAAGAGUGAAGUGGGUUUGAAGGGAGCACAACUAGAAAGACAUUCCAAAACUGGCUGCAUGGUAUUUAGAGAUCUGGGUACCAGCUGUAACGUGCACAUAGUUGCAGAGACUUCUGUUCAGCUAAGAAUGGGCUGCGGACUCAGGAUGCUUAAUCGAAGUGGUGGCUCAGAAGUAGACUGGCUGUUCAGUCUCCAGUGAAGCAGAUGAGAAGUGCAAUCGGUCUCAGCCAGAAGAACCAGGUACCCUUCGAUCUCUGAGUCCUCUAAUGAUCUUGCAAUGACACUGUUUUAUUAAAAAUGCACAGCAAGAAGCAGACUUCAGUGAAAUACUAUGUUGGAAUUGAUGUUGGAUCAGCAAGCGUUCGUGCGGCUUUGGUAGACGAGUUUGGGACAGUAGUGGCGCAUGCGGAGCAGCCAAUCCAAAUCUGGGAACCCCAGCCAGACCACUACGAGCAAUCCUCUGCUGACAUAUGGGCUGCUUGUUGCACGGUCACCAAGAAAGUCGUCUGUGGCAUAGAUGCCAACCGGAUUCGAGGGGUUGGUUUUGAUGCUACAUGUUCCCUUGUUGUUGUGGAUAAGCAGUUCCGACCUUUGGCAGUCAACUCUGAAGGACAAAACUCUAGGAAUGUUAUUAUGUGGAUGGACCAUCGUGCAGUCAGUCAAGUAGACCGCAUCAAUGCAACGCAACACAGGGUUUUGAGCUAUGUUGGGGGAGUGAUGUCUGUGGAAAUGCAGCCACCUAAAUUGUUGUGGAUAAAGGAAAACUUGCAAGAAUCAUGCUGGGAGAAGGCAGGCUACUUCUUUGAUCUUCCAGACUUCUUAUCUUGGAAAGCCACAGGUGUUACUGCAAGGUCCCUCUGUACAUUAGUGUGCAAGUGGACAUACACUUCAGAUGGAGGUUGGGAUGACAGUUUCUGGAAUAUCGUUGGCUUAGAAGAAUUGGUGAAGGAUAAGUAUGAAAAAAUAGGAAACCAUGUCUUGUCUCCUGGAGAGUCUGUUGGAAAAGGUCUAACGCCAGAAGCUGCAAAAGAUCUUGGUCUUCCUGAAGGGAUUGCAGUAGCAGCAUCUCUCAUUGAUGCGCAUGCUGGAGGACUAGGAGUAAUUGGAGCAGAUGUGAAAGGACAUAACCUGCCAUGUGAAAACCAGCCAAUUACAUCACGAGUUGCUAUGAUCUGUGGAACAUCUUCAUGCCACAUGGGGGUCAGUGAAACACCCAUUUUUGUGCCUGGUGUUUGGGGACCUUAUUUCUCUGCUAUGGUACCUGGAUUGUGGUUGAAUGAAGGAGGUCAGAGUGCUACAGGAAAACUGAUAGAGCAUGUGGUCCGAGGCCAUGUUGCCUUCCCGGAAUUACAAUCAAAAGCCGCAGCCAGAGCUCAAAGUAUAUAUACAUACUUGAACAGUCACCUGGAUCUGAUUAAGAAAUCCUUGCCUGUGGGUUUCCUCACUGUUGAUUUACAUGUUUGGCCAGAUUUCCAUGGUAACAGAUCUCCCUUAACAGAUCUGACACUAAAGGGCAUGGUUGUUGGACUAACAUUGUCUCGGGGUCUGGAUGAACUUGCCCUUAUCUACUUGGCCACGAUUCAAGCCAUUGCUUUAGGAACAAGACACAUUUUGGAAACUAUGCAGGCUGCAGGGCAUCAUCUCAACACCCUAUUUCUCUGUGGUGGGCUGAGCAAGAACCCUCUCUUCGUGCAGAUGCACGCUGACAUUACUGGCAAGCCUGUUGUCCUGUCCAAAGAAGUGGAGUCUGUUUUGGUGGGUGCUGCUAUUCUUGGAGCUUGUGCUUCUGGGGAUUUUGCAUCUAUACAGGAGGCCAUGGCGAAAAUGGGAAAAAUCGGGCGAGUCGUGCAGCCUAACCACGAGCACAAAAGGUUUUAUGACAAGAAAUACGAAGUAUUUCUGAAACUUGUGGAACACCAGAGAGAGUAUCGCGCCAUCAUGAAAGGCUUCUAGUCCAGAACCAUAUAAUCUGGGAACAGCAGGGAUACAAUUUCAGGGUAAUUUCUUUUCACUGUACUGUCCAUGGUAAAAACGUGUUUUUGUCAUCUAAAUUGUAUAUUUUCAUUAUUAAUGAGAAAUAAAAUGUAUAC